This is a messenger RNA of Laccaria bicolor S238N-H82, 543 nucleotides long. RefSeq lists its product as uncharacterized. Lineage: Eukaryota; Fungi; Basidiomycota; Agaricomycetes; Agaricales; Hydnangiaceae. The transcript has 3 exons. Bases 1 to 543 code for a protein of 180 amino acids. The record is from RefSeq and is a predicted model, not a curated record.
AUGUGCUUGAUCCUUGUUUGCGUGUUUCGCACUUUCACGGUCAUCCCCGUGCAACGCGUAUCAUCGUUCUUCUUCUGUAGUUCAUCUGAGGUGUCUGGCCCUUCUAAGCUUUCUAAAGAGCACAAAGCUCUUCUUCUGGACUAUCUUGGGAUUGACAGGGACCUUGCCUUUCUGGAAUCAUCUGGGUUAUGCUCAUCAUACCAGAAGUUUAAGGCUAUCGUAGAUUCUACUCCUAAAGUUAUGAGCUUGGGCAAGGAUGAAGAGUGGAAGGCACAGUUUGAUGGUGCAGCUGUCUGGGUCCCCAACCUUGUCACAUUCAUUGAAAUCUUCAUCGCCAAGUCCCAGUUCUAUCAGUUUGGGAGGCCACUUUUUCUACGAGCACAGGAAUAUCUUGAGAUGCGAGACUGGCUUGAUGAGGCAGAGGAUUGCCUUUCCACUAAAGAUUUGUGGGAGAUAAAGGUGGUGCAGAGAAAGCACAAGAAGGUUAAACAGGCAAGGGAUUCAGAGGAGGAGGAGGAGGAGGAAGCUUCUGAUGUGGUUUGA